Messenger RNA from Oreochromis aureus, 2209 nucleotides. Its product is annotated as nuclear factor 7, ovary-like. Gene Ontology annotation, molecular function: protein binding; zinc ion binding. The transcript has 2 exons. Bases 99 to 1526 code for a protein of 475 amino acids. Lineage: Eukaryota; Metazoa; Chordata; Actinopteri; Cichliformes; Cichlidae. The record is from RefSeq and is a predicted model, not a curated record.
CGCAGCGGAGACACACAAACGGUCAGCCUGAGCUUCGGACCAGCAGCUUCCUCUGAGCGAGUCCAGCUUCAGGACACAAACGACACUGCUGCUUCCGGAUGCCGACGGUCCACACUGAAGCUUCACCCGGAGACUCCAUGGCUGCCAGAUCAGAUCUUUGCUGUCCAGUUUGUCUGGACAUCUUCAAAGAUCCGGUUCUUCUGCCGUGCAGCCACAGCUUCUGUAAGGACUGUCUGGACAGCUGGUGGAGAAAAAACCCAGCACACGACUGUCCAGUCUGUCAGAAACAAUCUACAAUGCACGAUCCACCGUGUAACCUGGCUCUGAAGAACCUGUGUGAGACGUUCUUAGAGGAGAGAAAUCAGAUAACUCCAGAGGAUCUCUGCAGUCUGCACUCUGAGAAACUCAGUCUCUUCUGUAUGGACCAUCAGGAGCUAGUGUGUGUGGUCUGCGGCACCUCGGAAAAGCACAGCGACCACACGUUCAAGCCCAUCGAUAAAGCUGCACAACAACACAAGAACGACCUUCAGGAAACUCUGGAAGCUUUAAAGCAGAAGUUAAAGGUCUGUGAAGAAGUCCAAAUGAAGUUUGAUCAAACAGCAGAACACAUUAAGGCCCAGGCCCGACGCACAGAGAGGAAGAUUAGGGAGCAGUUUAAGAAGCUUCACCAGUUUCUAGCAGAGGAAGAGGAGGCCAGGCUGACCGUGCUGUGGGAGGAAGAGGAGCAGAAGAGCUGGAUGAUGAAGGAGAAGAUGGAGGCUGUGAGCAGAGAGAUAGCAGCUCUUUCAGACACAGUCAGGGCCACAGAGGAGGAGCUGAGAGCUGAAGACGUCUCAUUCCUGCACAACUACAAGGCUGCGGUGGAAAGAGCCCAGCGCUGCCCCCUGCUGGAUGAUCCACAGCUGCCCUCGGGAGCUCUGAUAGACCAGGCCAAACACCUGGGCAACCUGACCUUCAGCAUCUGGAACAACAUGAAGUAUAUGGUCUCCUACACUCCUCUGAUUCUGGACCCAAACACUGCCCAUCCGGGACUGAUCCUGUAUGAAGGUCUGACCACCAUGAGGGUAGGAGACCGGCAGCAGCUCCCCGAUAAUCCAGAGAGGUUUGAUCAUCUCUACUUUGCCCUGAGCUCCAAGGGCUUUAAUUCAGGGAAGCACAGCUGGGAUGUUGAGGUUGGAGAUAAUAGAGGGUGGUCACUGGGCGUGUUAGCAGAGUCUGACCAGAGGAAGGGAAACAUACGGUCUGGACUGUGGGGACUGGGAUACAGUCAAGGUCAGUACUAUGCAGGCUCAUCAGCAGAUCCAGAAACUCCUCUCUCGGUGAACAAGAAAUACAAGAGGAUCAGACUGAAUCUGGACUGGACCAAAGGAAAGCUGUCGUUCUCUGACGCUGACACUGGCAAACACAUACACACCUUCACGCACACUUGCAGUGAAAAAGUGUUUCCAUUCUUUGCCACUGUGAUUAAAUACCCCAUUAAGCUGUUACCAGUAAAGUUCUCACUGUCAGUGAAGCAGAACAGUUAAACACAAACAGGAAGAUCGUAUCUAAAAUGUUGGAUCGCUGCAUUAUUGUGUCACUUCCUGUUCCUGAUGCUAAGCACAGUGAUGCUUUUCUGCAGGUUAAACUUGUUUAAUUGCAAACCUUUGAGAACAACUUCUUUCGUAGCGUAAUCUUCACAUGCUUUAUCUGAAUCACCUGCAAAUUAUAUCCAUAGUAUUCAAUCAUUGUCUCUUUAGGGAUUUGCUAGCUUAGCGUAGCUGUGAGUUCAGAUCUUAGCUGAGUGACUCGCAGCAUGGUUUCUGCGUGUGUGUCAGAAGUUUAUACUUGAUAGCAAACAGUAAUAGAAACAAAGUUAAAUCAACUUUGUGCUGUCAAUCUGAAUUUCACUGAAUCAAAACUGAAAUCACAAACUGAUGAUCAACAGGUAUUAAAUGGUAUUUACUCUGGCAACUUUAAUAUAAUAGAAUCAACAUUGAAACAAUGUGGACAUCACUACUAAAGAUCAACAGGAUAUCAGCGGUGUUUCAUUUUAUGGUAAACAGAACAAAGCACUUCAGAAUAUUGCACCUACUUAUCUGAUGUCAUGAUAUUGACGUAUUUUCCGCACUAUAAGGUGCACUUAAAAUCCUUUAAUUUUCUCAAAAAUCGACAGUGCGCCUUAUGUAUGAAUUCUGGUUGUGCUUACUGACCUUGAACCAAUUUUCUG